AUGACAAGUUCAAGUUCUAGCAAGAAAAAAUCGAAGAAGAAAGUACAUGCAACUACUUCAAAAGUUUCGAAAAUCCUCCAAAAAAGGGGUAGAAAGGUUGCCCCACCCAUUGUUCGACCAACAUUACCAAAUAAUGUCAGUUAUGUAAUUAAACAUAUUCCAAUGAACUGCUUAAAGUUUGGUCCUACCUACAACUCCAAUUUUAUUGAAGAUUUAGUACUGUCAAUAAAGGACCAAGGUAUUGAGUUAUUCAAGGAUACCAUAUUUGCCCCAUACCUUAAUAUCCCUAAAUGCAACUAUCAAGGUCAGAUUACCAAGUGUUUAUAUCUGUUAGAGAUUGAGCAGGGCAAUUUAGCUAAUGAAAUUCACAUUCGUCAUGCCAAAGGGAAUGUCUUGAUAUUUAGUAUCACAGAUUUUGCAAUUAUUACUGGUUUGAGAUGUAAAGGAAAUGUCAAAGAUUUUAAUUAUCCAGCUUCAAAAACCAGUAGGCUUGUGCAAAGAUAUUUUCCUAGUCCAAAUUAUAAUGUGAAUAAAGGUCGCCUGGUAGAUCGUUUUAUGCAAGGUGGUUGGGACAACAAUGAUGAUGCCCUUCAGAUGGCUAUCUUGUUUUUCAUUCACACAUUUUUGUAUUCCCAACUUGGGGAUGCACCAAUUCCUAUUGAAGAUUUCUUCAUGGUAGAAGAUGGUAGCUAUGAAGAGUACCCGUGGGGACAAGUGGCUUUUACAAAGUUAAUGAAAUCUUUUAGACAAGAGUAUACACCCACCAAAAAAAUGUAUCGUUUGAAUGGACUCCCAUACGCAUUGAAUGUCUGGAUAUAUGAAUGUGCGUCUGUACUAAAUAACGAGAUAGCCGUUAAAGAAGGAAACGGUAUACCAAGGAUGUGCAAUUGGCAAGUUGUUGCUCCAAAGCCCAAAUUUGAGAUGUUCAUGGAUACCAUAUUUACUGAGAUUGACUGUUCUAACAUACAACCAACUCCUGAGGAAAUCAGAUCACUUGAUUUACCGGAUAACAACCAUGUACCUUCAAAUCGACCAGAUUCACCAAUUGUUAAUAACGAGGAGGUGCAACCGGAGGAGGUUCCUGGUUUUGAAGACUUCUCAUCAAAACCUCCGGAUCAAUUCUUGAGGAGAUCAACUCGAGUACCUAGCUCAGGAUCUACCCCACCCCGCAAAAGAAUAAAGGUUGUACAUCCACAUAAAUAUAGUUUGUCCCACCUCACACAACCACAUGAGCAACCAAAACAGUCAUUUCAAUCUCCGAGUUCAGAAACAAAACAAGCUGAUAAUGUAUCUGGUGUUCCUCAUAAUACAUUCUCUGGAAAAACAACUUUUGACAGUGCAGGAAUGGAGGAUCUGAAGAUGUACAUGAAGGGUUAUGUUGACAACAAAUUUGGAGCUCUUGAAAAUAAAAUUGGAGCACUUGAGGAGUUAAUAAAAAGCAAUCAGUCUGAAUUGCUGAAAGCGUUUGGCGCGAAAGAUAACAAAACUGAAAAGGAUAUUGGAGGCGUUUCAUCGUCACACAUGAUGGAUGAUUCUGUAGAGAAAGGUGGUGUUGAUUCACAACCCAAGUCUGAUAAAUUCGAUCAACAAACCAUUUCACCCAUACAAAUGGAUUUUGCAACUGAUUAUGAUGUUGUUAAACCUGCUGUGGAUGUUGAAAAAGAAAAGGUUUCUGAUCACAAUGUUCAAAAGGUUGGAAAAGAAAAGGUUUAUGAAGACACUGCUAAAAAGGUUGGAAAAGAAAAGGUUUCUGAAGACACUGUUCAAAAGAAGUAUGAUACAUCCAUUAAGGAACAAGUAAUGCAACAUUCAAGUGUGCUUCAACCCACAACACUCUAUAAUGAUCCUUCGGUAAAUGUGAUUAUUCAUGAUAAGAAAGUAGAUGAUGGUGCAGAUACAAUUCAACAAGAAUUCGGAAAACAUGCUUCAAAUUCAGCAGUUGUAAAUACAUCGGAUUCUACCACAUCGGCCUCCAUUUCGUCUGGAACCGAAUUAGCUGUAGAUGCACUUGUAUAUGGACUUCCAAACCAGCCAAUUAAUGUCAAACCUCUGAGUGUACUCCAUCUAACCGAAGGUGAUGAUUUUCUAUCUGACAGCCAGAUACCCACCCAACUUCCAGGAGAUGAGCAUGCACCGAAUACAAAUACAAAAACUCCAGCUCCUCGUAACAGAAUGCCUUCAAAGGUUUUGCAGUCUCCUUAUGUGAAUUCUUUUGGAUCAAGUGAUAAGGGCAAGGAGAAAAUAGACGAUGACAUCCGCCCAUACACUCCAUUUGAAGAUUGUCGUAUCACAUAUCAACUCUCGUCAGGUUUAAUGCAAGAGUUCUUAGAGUGGAUACAAAAGGGACUCCUCAGAACACAUGCGAAGAAAAAACCAUUUGAGGACAAAUAUAGAGGCAAAUCUGCUCUAUUUGGUUUUGACCAUAUGGAUUUUGUUGUCGCAUGUCCUGCUGACAAGAACUGGUUUUAUACUAUGUCAUAUCCAAUGAAAUGCUGGACUGAUCAGCACAUAGAUGUAAUUUUUUACUAUCUACGUAAGAAGUCAAAAUUAAGAAGCAUGGAUCAGUACUUAUACACUACGGUCAACUGUUUGUUCAAGUCAUAUAUCGACAUUGUAUACAAGAGGUAUCAUUGCUCUCCUGCAGAUGAUACUUUUAGUACACAGGAACAUAUUGAUCGUGGUGUUACGGUAUCUGCUUAUGAAAGGUCUAUCAAAGACAUCAUAAGUGGGUUUUCGAUCCCAGCUGCUUUACCAUGGCAUCUAGUAGAUGAGGUUUAUAUUCCGGUUAAUUGUGGCGAAGAUUUUCAUUGGGUGUUGGCUGUGGUUGUUUUAAAGGAAAGGUUAAUACGAGUGUAUGACUCGUCUAUGGUAUCAAGGAAAAAAGUUUAUGCAAAAGAGAUAAAGAAGUUGUCUGUAAUGCUUCCAAACUAUCUUCAUGAUAGUGGGUUCUUUGAUAAAAUGGGAAGAACUGAUUGGGCAUCAAUGGAGGCGUACAAAGACAAGGAAACUGGUGAACUGUUGGGUCCACAACAUUCGUUUGAGGUGGAAUAUGUUCAAGACAUUAUGCAACAACAAAGUGAUAGCCUUGAUUGUGGAAUGUAUGUAGCUGCUUUUGCUGAAUAUUUGAGCGAUGAAAUCAGCAUUCCAUCUAUAAGUUUUCGGAGUGACUAUCUUCGCAAUAGAUAUGCUACACUCUUAUGGAAGUAUGGUAUGGACAAGUUCAAGGCGGGAUAUGUUAGCGAUAACGAUGAUCCUACAAGGCCGAAGAGUUUCUACACUAUACCAGCAGAAUGUGGACUGAUUAAUAUAGAAUAG
This is a messenger RNA of Solanum verrucosum, 3315 nucleotides long. RefSeq lists its product as uncharacterized. Gene Ontology annotation, molecular function: cysteine-type peptidase activity. The transcript has 13 exons. NCBI's taxonomy places the organism in Eukaryota, Viridiplantae, Streptophyta, Magnoliopsida, Solanales, Solanaceae. The coding region runs from base 1 to 3315 and encodes 1104 amino acids. Gene Ontology annotation, biological process: proteolysis. The record is from RefSeq and is a predicted model, not a curated record.